AUGCCAGGCGGAGACAGUCCACGGACCAGUUUUGCGUUUGACCAGUUUAAGCAGACGUUUAGUCUAAUUGGAGCUCAAGAAAUAUCAAAAAUGGCUGGAAUUGACAAGAGAAGAAUAAAAACUGUAAAUAUCGGAGGCCAUUUGGUACCCAGUUACAUGAAAAGGGAACACCGGAGAGGUUCGGAGUGUCUGGUGACCUACUGGGUAGAUCAAAAACUUGGAAUGCGAAUGAUUAUCGAUUACUCGUCGAAACUUUUCAACAAUUAUGAAAUUUCUACUGUUUUGAUGGGAAAAUAUGAUUUCUACAUUAUUGAUUACUUGAUGACUCGACAGAAAUCCGUUCCAGAUGUUGAAUUUAGUGGACACAAGGAAACAGUGACAGAGGAUCAAUACUUGUUCUUAUUGAGAAACGCCAUCGUAACCAAACAUCUCAGCAUUGCUUCAUCUCCACCUGAAAACUUCCAGUAUUCUGGAACAUUCCAGAACUAUGGGACAUUGAUUCUAGGUUCUGGAUUCUGGGUGACACUGGACAAUCUGAUUGCAAUGAAAUCGAAGGUUAUCAUUAUUCGAGGCUCCAAAUUGAUCAGUUCGGAAUUCAAUCGAUAUUUGAAAAAUUGGUUGAUUGGAGGAGGGUCUUCUGAGAUCAAAUAUCUCAGUGUUGAAGUCAAAUCACUCGAUUUAAAUUUGGUCUUCAAAGAUUUAGAGAAUCAAGUUGUACUGGUUGAGAAGAGGAGGCAAUACACAUGGAUGGAAGAAGGUGUGCUGGAAUUCGGUCAUAGUUAUGACCUGACACGUGACGACGGUGUGACUGCUACAGUAUACCAGGGCGCAGGUCGUGAUGGAACUCGGAUGUUCGAGAUGGUUGUGUGGCCCGAUUUUUGUGGAAAUCAGUUUUGA
Messenger RNA from Caenorhabditis remanei, 897 nucleotides. RefSeq lists its product as uncharacterized. The record is from RefSeq and is a predicted model, not a curated record. Lineage: Eukaryota; Metazoa; Nematoda; Chromadorea; Rhabditida; Rhabditidae. The transcript is spliced from 3 exons. The coding region runs from base 1 to 897 and encodes 298 amino acids. Gene Ontology annotation, biological process: embryo development.